GCUAUAUUGGUCUAUCCGCUCUGUGUAUGGUUGAAUCUCAGCUGAGGUGCUGGUCCUGGAUCUUGGAGCUCGUAUCUAGCACAAGCUCCUCCUCCGCUCGUCCUCCAAGUGGUGGAAUGUGGUCCAAGUCAUGAUGCCAACACUCACAUCUGUGUUCAAUAGUCAGAUGAAAGAAAGCCACGGCCACGGGAAAACCUAGCACCGCCCAAAAGAAAACUGAUGAGAGAUUGGAGCCCUCUCCGAAGAAUGACGAGGGUAGCAUCUGAUAAAGAGCAGCAGGCCCAGGUCAGCAAGAGGCAAUUCGAGGCAGUUGUGUGCACUUUUCCUUGAGCAUCUUUGAGCAUCUAAUCAUUACUUAAUCCAUAAUUGUUGAACUCGGCUCAACAUGCUCUCGUUUAAGACCUUUCCUUUGCUCUUGAGUCUGUUACCAGCCACCUUGGCUGCAACGGUGACAUAUAAUUGGAGCGUUGACUUCGUCAACGCCGCCCCAGACAACUUCACUCGCCAGGUAAUUGGGAUAAAUGGGAAAUGGCCAUGUCCCGCAAUCGAAGCGAAUGUGGGCGACCAAGUUGUGGUUGUCCUAACCAAUAAUUUGGGCACUCAGUCGACGGGUCUGCAUUUCCAUGGCUUGAGUCAAUUCGGCACCCAAGUAAUGGACGGUCCUACUGGAGUCACGCAAUGUCCCAUCCAGCCCGGAGCAACCUUCACAUACAGCUUCACUAUCGAUUCGCCAGGAACUUAUUGGUAUCAUUCCCAUAAUAUGGGACAGUAUCCCGAUGGGUUGAGAGGUCCUCUGAUUAUCCAUGAUCCCAAUGAUCCCUAUGCUGGGGACUAUGACGAGGAAUUUGUUCUCACCGUGGGAGAUUGGUACCACACACCAGUGCCAACGUUGAUUGAUCAAAUGUUGACCACUUCAAACACUCAUUUUCUUCCGCCCUUUCCUGAUGCUAUUGUGGUCAACGACUCAAGCUCUGCCACGCUUAAUUUCCAGGCGGGAAAGACUUACAAAGUCAGAAUUAUCAGUCUGGCAGCUUUCGCUGCCGUCAUGCUUCAAUUUGACUCCCAUACCAUGAGGGUUAUUGAGAUCGAUGGCUCCUACGUGCAAGAGCAUGACGCGUACCAGAUCCGUGUUGCGCCCGCCCAAAGAUACACUGUACUUCUUAAUGCACAAACUUCCGUCAGAAGAAACUAUGCGUUCUUGGCGUCACUUGACAUGAACCGGGAUUAUUCUACGGGGGGAGCAACCAACAUCUGGCCAUUCAACAUAAGCGGCACGAUCCUGUACGAUGCUACAAAGGGCCCAGCUCCCGCAUUCGUCGUGCCCAAAUGGUCGCCUCAGGAUGACGCCACUCUCGUGGCAUUGGAUAAUCAGCCACUCCUUGGCGAGCCAAACGUGGUUGAUGCCGACAUUACAUUGGACUUCAAUUUCGGAUUUGAUGUUAAUGGAAUACCCAGAGCGUUCCUCAACAACAAAACCUAUAUUCCACAGAAAGUGCCAUCCUUGUAUACUGCAUACACUACAGGGAGCUCAAAUAGCAAUCCUGUAAUCUAUGGAGACGUCAAUCCCUUCGUGGUCAAUAAAGGCGAUAUUGUGCAGAUCGUUCUAAACAAUCUUGAUGCCGCAAUCCACCCGUUCCAUCUGCACGGUCAUCAAUUCCAAGUCUGCCAGCGGCCCGCAAGUGGCAAGGGACUGUACACAGGGCAGGGCAGAAACUUCCCCGCCGUACCUCCGAAAAGAGACACCAUCGCAGUCAAUGCUGAUAGCUAUGUUGUGAUCCGCUUCCAGGCCAACAAUCCAGGUGUUUGGUUGUUCCAUUGCCAUAUCGAAUGGCAUGUCAUCAUGGGCCUCUCGGCAACCAUCAUCGAGGCUCCCACAGAGCUUGUUGGGCUGCCGGUUCCAGCGGACCAUUUGGCGGUUUGCAAAGCACAAGGAAUCCCAACUGCUGGUAACGCUGCUGGAAACACCCAGAAUUACACGGACCUCACGGGUGCUAACACCGUGCCACCGUUCCCAGACAAUGGAGCGCUCUAUCCCAGACAGUUGCCUCAGAUUGGUGCAAUGAGACGUGAGAAGCGCACUGCACUGGCCAGACGG
Mollisia scopiformis is the source of this 2095-nucleotide messenger RNA. RefSeq names its product iron transport multicopper oxidase fet3 precursor. Gene Ontology annotation, cellular component: high-affinity iron permease complex. NCBI's taxonomy places the organism in Eukaryota, Fungi, Ascomycota, Leotiomycetes, Helotiales, Mollisiaceae. Gene Ontology annotation, biological process: cellular response to iron ion starvation; reductive iron assimilation. The annotation marks the transcript as partial. The record is from RefSeq and is a predicted model, not a curated record. The transcript is spliced from 6 exons. Gene Ontology annotation, molecular function: ferroxidase activity; copper ion binding.